This is a messenger RNA of Polyodon spathula (Mississippi paddlefish), 1274 nucleotides long. Its product is annotated as iron-sulfur protein NUBPL-like. Bases 86 to 1081 code for a protein of 331 amino acids. Gene Ontology annotation, molecular function: 4 iron, 4 sulfur cluster binding; ATP binding; ATP-dependent FeS chaperone activity. Lineage: Eukaryota; Metazoa; Chordata; Actinopteri; Acipenseriformes; Polyodontidae. The transcript has 11 exons. Gene Ontology annotation, biological process: mitochondrial respiratory chain complex I assembly; iron-sulfur cluster assembly. Gene Ontology annotation, cellular component: mitochondrion. The record is from RefSeq and is a predicted model, not a curated record.
GUCAUCAAUAAUCGACAACGAACUUGACUGUUGAAUGUUGCAUGUUUUUAGAAAUGGAUGUUAAAAGUUAUUCUGAAAACAAAAAAUGAUUUACAGCAGGGUGUUGCAUUUCCACAAACACGUCAUUAAUUGCAGGAAAGUGAAGGCAGCCAUCAGGUGUGAUGAGCACAUCGUCAUCGCUGCAGCAUGCAGAAAACAUUCCUUUCGUUUCAAGUCUUCAGGUCCUGCUGGGCAGUCUGCGCAGGAGAGACAAAGGCAGCACAUGGCACGAGGACUUCCUAAACAGAAACCUAUACUAGGGGUGAAGCAGGUCGUGGUAGUCGCAUCAGGCAAAGGGGGUGUUGGGAAAUCCACCACAGCAGUGAACUUGGCCCUUGGAUUAGCAGCAAAUGAUUCUAGUAAAUCGGUGGGACUACUGGAUGCAGAUAUUUAUGGUCCAUCGAUCCCCAAAAUGAUGAAUCUGAGAGGCAACCCAGAACUGACUGACAAAAACCUAAUGAGACCGCUGAUGAAUUAUGGUGUUCUUUGCAUGUCAAUGGGUUUUCUUGUUGAGGAGGGUGCACCUAUUGUGUGGAGAGGACUCAUGGUAAUGUCUGCGAUAGAGAGGUUAUUACGACAGGUAGAAUGGGGACAGCUGGACUAUCUGGUAAUAGACAUGCCUCCAGGUACAGGAGAUGUACAGCUGUCAGUCACUCAGAAUAUCCCAAUUUCAGGCGCUGUGAUCGUGUCAACUCCACAGGACAUCGCUCUACUGGAUGCGCGGAGAGGAGCAGAGAUGUUCAGAAAAGUCAAUGUGCCUGUUCUGGGUCUCGUCCAAAACAUGAGUGUGUUCCACUGUCCGAACUGCAACCACAAAACCCAUAUAUUUGGAGAAGAUGGGGCAACAGAGCUGGCAAACAGCCUCGGAGUCGAAGUCUUGGGAGAUAUCCCAUUACACAUUAAUAUAAGAGAGAUGUCAGAUAAAGGGCAGCCUGUGGUUGUGUCCAAGCCAGACAGUCCAGAGGCCAAAGCCUACCUAAAGGUUGCUGCUGAAGUCGUGAAACGACUGCCAGCUCCAUCGCCUGAGUGCCAGGAAUGCUGAAAUGUGAAAGUCUGGGCAGGAGCAGCCUUGUCAGUGCUGAGCAGCUUGUUCGGUGAUGGUGUGGACAUCAGACCCCUCUGAAAGUGAAUAGAACCAUCAUUUUACAUGCUUGUUUCUGUGUGGUGAUUCAUUGCGUUAUUUCUUUACUGUACACAAUGCUGUCAUGAAUAAAGUUCACUCUUGUUCUCUGUUA